Acomys russatus (golden spiny mouse) is the source of this 1649-nucleotide messenger RNA. RefSeq names its product PBX homeobox 1 (gene Pbx1). Gene Ontology annotation, cellular component: nucleus. The transcript has 9 exons. The record is from RefSeq and is a predicted model, not a curated record. Bases 163 to 1455 code for a protein of 430 amino acids. Gene Ontology annotation, biological process: eye development; embryonic organ development; animal organ morphogenesis. Gene Ontology annotation, molecular function: RNA polymerase II cis-regulatory region sequence-specific DNA binding; DNA-binding transcription factor activity, RNA polymerase II-specific. Lineage: Eukaryota; Metazoa; Chordata; Mammalia; Rodentia; Muridae.
UUUUCCUUUUGGUCUUCUUCUUCUUCUUUUUUUAAAACCCUGGUCCCUGUUUAUCCUGAAAAGGAUUUGAAGACAGCUUGAAGGAUAAAAAGCCUCGGUGCUUCCCAGGCGCCGAGCCGAGGAGCCGAAGAGGAAGAGCCGGGGCUGUUGGAGCCUUCAGAGAUGGACGAGCAGCCGAGGCUGAUGCAUUCCCACGCUGGGGUCGGGAUGGCCGGACACCCCGGCCUGUCCCAGCACUUGCAGGAUGGGGCCGGAGGGACCGAGGGGGAGGGCGGGAGGAAGCAGGACAUCGGGGACAUUUUACAGCAAAUUAUGACCAUCACAGACCAGAGUUUGGAUGAAGCGCAGGCCAGAAAACAUGCUUUAAACUGCCACAGAAUGAAGCCCGCCUUGUUUAAUGUGUUGUGUGAAAUCAAAGAAAAAACAGUUUUGAGUAUUCGGGGAGCCCAAGAAGAGGAGCCCACAGACCCCCAGCUGAUGCGACUGGACAACAUGCUGCUAGCGGAAGGGGUAGCCGGGCCCGAGAAGGGCGGAGGCUCAGCAGCAGCGGCAGCGGCGGCGGCAGCUUCUGGGGGCGCAGGUUCAGACAACUCAGUGGAGCAUUCCGAUUACAGAGCCAAACUCUCACAGAUCAGACAAAUCUACCACACAGAGCUGGAAAAGUAUGAGCAGGCAUGCAAUGAAUUCACCACCCACGUGAUGAAUCUCCUUCGAGAGCAAAGCCGGACCAGGCCCAUCUCCCCGAAGGAGAUUGAGCGGAUGGUCAGCAUCAUCCACCGCAAGUUCAGCUCCAUCCAGAUGCAGCUCAAGCAGAGCACGUGUGAGGCGGUCAUGAUCCUGCGCUCCCGGUUUCUGGAUGCGAGGCGGAAGAGACGGAAUUUCAACAAGCAAGCCACAGAAAUUCUGAACGAAUAUUUCUAUUCCCAUCUCAGCAACCCUUACCCCAGUGAGGAAGCCAAAGAGGAGUUAGCCAAGAAGUGUGGCAUCACGGUGUCCCAGGUAUCAAACUGGUUUGGAAAUAAGCGAAUCCGGUACAAGAAGAACAUAGGUAAAUUUCAAGAGGAAGCCAAUAUUUAUGCUGCCAAAACGGCUGUCACUGCCACCAAUGUGUCAGCCCAUGGAAGCCAAGCUAACUCGCCCUCCACUCCCAACUCAGCGGGUUCUUCCAGUUCUUUUAACAUGUCAAACUCUGGAGAUUUGUUCAUGAGCGUGCAGUCACUCAAUGGGGAUUCUUACCAAGGGGCCCAGGUUGGAGCCAACGUGCAAUCACAGGUGGAUACCCUUCGCCAUGUUAUCAGCCAGACAGGAGGAUACAGUGACGGACUCGCAGCCAGUCAGAUGUACAGUCCGCAGGGCAUCAGUGCUAAUGGAGGUUGGCAGGACGCUACUACCCCUUCAUCAGUGACCUCCCCUACAGAAGGCCCUGGCAGUGUUCACUCUGAUACCUCCAACUGAUCUCCCAGCAAUCGCAUCCCGGCUGACCCUGUGCCGCAGUUGGGGCAGGGGCAGGAGGGAGGGUUUCUCUCCCAACGCUGAAGCGGUCAGACUGGAGGUCGAAGCAAUCAGCAAACACAAUAAGAGUCUCCUUCUCUUCUCUUCUCUUCUUUGGGAUGCUAUGUCAGCCAAUCUGGACACUUCUUUAUACUCUC